CAUCAAGCAAGUCAACGCUUAAGUGUAAUUUUAGUCGGUUUUGAUGUGUGGUUAUGCGUUGUCUCACUUGACACCGCAGCCAACGACAAAGCAUUCCCCAAAUGUUUAUUUUCUCCCCAAGCUGGCUUUAGGUUGCAGCCAUAUCCGCCCCUGAUGCUUACGAUGAAAGCGCUUUUAAGAGUGGCCAAGAUUUCGCUCUGUUUGGCAGCCUUUCUGUGUGCACCACACUUGGCUGUCCUCUUUAGAGAAUGUCCAGUCAAACCGUUAACCCAACCGGGCGCUAUGAAAUUUUAAUCCAGACAACCAGAGGAUGUCUGGAUGGAGCGCCUCGUUGCCACAUCGCCAUGUGCAUCAUGGUGGAGCGAGUGUGAGAGAGGGAAAAAAACGAGAGAGCCUUGGGGACCAGAGGAGGGGCCUCUUGGAAAACCGCAUUCACAUAGCUGGUUUGGUUUCACAUCUGCUUUGCUUGACAUACUUUCAAGAUUUACCCUGAAAAUAUCUUCUGAAACAUUGGAAUGUAAUUUUGUUUUUUGUUUUUUUACACUCAAAGGUGGCUACACCAGACUGGGACCAGCUCCGAUGACCACAAGGGUCCCCCUCCAGCUCCUUUCAGCCAGUCUUGGAGGGGCUGUCGAGCUGAUGUCUCAGAGGGCGAGCGGCUGUUUGUGUUGUGGAGUCCUAAAGAGGCAAACUUCAUCACGAUAAAUGGAGGAGAAGGAGCGGUGUCGGAGCAGGUCUCCAGCGCGGAGGGCGAGCCGGGUUCAACAAGUGGUGGGAACCAUAAUACGUCGUACCCGAGAAUCACUGAGCAGAGAGCGGUUGCUAGGCGAUGGGAGGCCUCAACGGUCCAACAGCCUGUCCAAUCAGAAUUACCAAGCCAAGCUGUCACUGCAGAUCACCAGGGACCCUGUGCUGGACCGAAGCACCGGACAUGGAUUCCUCCUCACCACAAACACACCCCUGCUGGUCAGGGAUGUAGCCACAGGGAGUCCUGCAGAUGGGAUACUCUACCCUGGGGACCAAGUCUUGCAGAUCAAUGAUACUGUGCUGGAUGAUUUGAACGGCGAUGAGGUGGAAAACAUCUUAAGGGACUUGGAGGACUGCAUAACCAUGACGAUCCUCCGGCACAUGACUAAUCCCAAAUCAUCCAUCAUGUCAGCAGAGAAGAGAGCCCGUCUGAGGAGUAAUCCAGUUAAAGUGCGCUUUGCAGAAGAGGUGGUGGUCAAUGGGCACACUCAGGGAAACUCUCUUCUCUUCCUGCCCAACGUUCUAAAAGUCUAUCUAGAGAACGGACAGACCAAGGCCUUCAAAUUUGACCACACCACCACUGUCAAGGAUAUUGUUCUGACUCUGAAGGAUAAACUAUCCAUCCGGGCUAUCGAAUACUUUGCCCUGGUGCUCGAGCAACAGUACAGCAUCACCAAACUACUGCUGCUGCAUGAAGAUGAUCUUAUACAGAAGGUGGUGCAAAAAAAAGACUCCCAUGAUUACAGAUGUCUAUUCCGGGUGUGCUUCGUCCCCAGAGAUCCCGCGGACAUGCAACAGGAGGACGCCUUUGCCUUUGAGUACCUAUUUUUACAGAGUGUUGGUGAUGUACUACAGGAGCGCUUUGCUGUCGAAAUGAAGUGCAACACUGCACUUCGUCUCGCUGCCCUGCACAUGCACGAGAGACUCGAUAGCUGCGGACUGACCAGGACCUCCAUCAAAGCCAUUACGAAGGAGUUUGGCCUUGACAGCUUCAUUUCUCCCACGCUGCUGAGCAACAUGAGGGAGAAGGACCUGAGAAAAGCCAUCAGCUACCACCUCAAAAAAAUUCAGUCUCUGUUAGAGCCUCGCCAGAAGGUGAUAUCUGCUUCCCAGGCUCGGGUAGCCUACCUCACUCAACUGGGAGAGCUUGUUUCCUACGGGGGAAGGUCCUACUCAGCUACGAUGAUGCUUCAAGAACGGGAGGUGUUGGUCAGCCUGUUGGUGGGAGCCAAGUAUGGUAUGAGUCAGGUCAUCAAUCACAAACUCAACGUAAUCUCCACAUUGGUUGAGUUCAGCAGCAUCAGCCGCGUGGAGUUGCUUUCCGAGUCGGACAAAGUCAGUCUACUGCGCAUCUCACUGCACGACAUGAAGCCAUUUGCCUUACUGAUGGACUCUCUGGCAGCCAAAGACCUAGCGUGUCUGCUGGCAGGGUACUGCAAACUCCUGGUGGAUCCGAGUCUCAAUGUCUUCCGAAUGGGACGUCCCAAAGUGAGGGUGCACCGCAUUGCUGCUGAAGAAGGUGUGUGUGGGAAGUUCACCGUAGUAGAGGGCGUGUGCUGUGAGUCCCUAUCAAGUUAUGUCUCUCGCUGCUGCACUGACUCAGACGACUCAACAGAUGAGGAUGAUCCAAUGGACUCUCAGCAUUACAAACACCAUGACCCGGCAAGUCAGGACUGGGAGGAAAGACGAAGGGAGGAGGAAGAAAAGAGGAAAGAGGAAGCGAGACAAGAGAGGGAGGAGCAGAACGGCAAAAAGGAGGUGAAGAUAAUAGUGACAAAAGAAGGUGAAGAAUACGAGGGUGAAGAAGAACGAGGUGCUUCGGAAAGCGGUCUGCGUAAAGUGAUGAAUGAAGAAUUGAAUUCGGAGACCACUUGGUACCACACGGAUCUACGGGUGACCAGCAGCUUUUCCAGCUUGUCUAGCGGCUCGUUGAGUGCCGCCCUAGAAGAGAGCAGCACCACAGUCAAAGCUCUCCCUCGUCUCGAUGCAUCGCUCACAAGAGAGAAUCUCCAAAUUAUGGAUGUUCAUCAACCCUACCUUCUGGAAUCAAAAUGCCUCCAAGGCCCUUCAAGACCAACCAAUCUCAAUUACAGAGUCAGUGACAAGCCUUGUCGUUGUUUUUCUGAACUCUCUAAAGCAGAUUUCCUCUCGAGCCCGUCGGGAGCUACUAGUGAUGAUGAAGAAGAGGAAGAGGAGGAAGAAGAGCGAGGAAGAGAGGUACUGAGACGCAUUUCAAAGAUCCCGAGUUCGAGAGAUUUAAGGAUGAUUGACAGCACACCUUUCGAGAGAGCGCCCAUUAAAAGAAAGAAGAAAACCCCUCCCAAAGUACCAAUACGAACCAGUUCCAUACCAGGUCACAAUGCAGGACAAGCUGAGCAGCGCCUCUCCAAGGAUGAUGAGUCUCUUUUCCAAACCCCUUCCCCAAACCCGAAAGCAGCUGUUUUGGUCAAAGAGAAUGCUUCCGAGUCUGAAGAGGAGUUUUUUGAUGCACAGGAGAGAUUCAAUUCUCCAGUUCCAGAUCUCUCAGACGUGGAGCUCGCGGAUCGGCGGAAUGCGAAUCGGUUGAGCGGAACAUGGAAUUCUCUUCCCGCUCUGGGAAAAGAGCCGUCCUCACCCCUAUUUCAGUCGUCUAAGAUCAAGAAAGAGGUAGAGGAGCUUAAACAUCCCAUGAAUACGGUCAGUAACCUUGUUAGUAAAGCAUGUCCUGCGGAGAAACCUGAAGUCAAGGUUAAACCACCACUGGCACCUAAGCCGCAGCUGCCUCCCAAACCUCAGAUUAUUCCCCCCAAGUCUCCCAAGCAUGGGAAAUCCUAUGCCCACUGCAAUGGAGAUGCCUGUGGACGUCUGUCUUCUGACCUGUUGGAAAUGGAGCCGGAGACUAUGGAGUUCAAGUCGGUCACGUACGGUACAGGAGGUUCGCCACUCAUCACUGCAGUGCGGUGUAACAAGCAAGCGUUACCAGUCACGGCACUGCAAACAAAAGAGGAACACACAAAACGGCCUACAGACAAUGCACAACGUGUCGUUUUCAAAGACAAAACAUACAUUCCUGACAAGAUGGAGCCUUCUGAAGUGACGAAAAGUCACGGCACUACAAAAAACCUACAAAAUGCAGCCCUUAUCCUUCGCUCAAGUUCAGGCUCUAAGUUAUCUGCUCCCCCUCCAGUACCACCAAAACCCACUUCGCCCAAAAUUCUCCAUCCUUUGACAUUAGUUGCUAGCUCUCCAGUCUCUCCAACAGAUCCAAACAAAAGCAUCUUUAAAGACAGCACAAGUCCACCAAACGGUAUUCUCCCCUGGAGCAGCUGCAAUGGCAGUGUCCAGUCGGGACCAAGAAGGGUCUCUGUGAGCCACGAGAGCCUCUCACCCAAAAAUGAUAACUCAUCAAUUGCCACCUCGCUCACCUCAAACAGCUCCAAAGCGGUUACUGGCCAGGAAAGUAGAGAAGAAAGAAGAUCUGGGUCUGGCACCGAUCUGAGGAGUAGCUCUUCUAGCCUCGGAGGCAGACUAUCUGCCUCUGCUCUAAGAGGGAAAAUUCAGGCGCUUCCCUGGUACAUGACACGUUCGCAGGAGAUUUUAGGGACUCUGGACUACCCCUCCACCAGCUCAAUCAAUGGCGAUACAUCUGGCUUUGGGUCGGGUUUGUCUGUAGCGAGUGGGUUGUCGGACACAAACAAGACCCCUGUGAAGGAUAAAGAAACAGUGGCAUCCAAAUCAGGCGGAAAAGGCAAUCUUUUAGAGGAUGGAGCUGAGGUCGUCAUAGCCACCAUUAAGGAGGCAGGGGACGUAAGCUCAUACUUGAGAAAGGUCAAUGGGACAAAUGGGUCACAUCCAAAUCUCAAUUUUGCGAGCAACAGUGCGCACAAUGUCUCAUCAGAACAACCUCAGUCACGGACCCACUCCGCGGUGGGAAUAGGAGGCAUAUCCCACAUGCAGAUCGGGGGCGACUCGCCAACGUCUUCUCUCGGAGACGGCACCCCUCCGCAGCAGCGAGAGGCCUGCGGCUGCCGUACUGUUUACGCCAACUGUUUCAGCGGCGACAACGAGGAUGGCAUCAGCUUUGACGAGGAGCUGACUGUUUACGAGUUCUCCCGCCGCACGCGUCCAAAAACAACACGACCUCCGCCAGUUCCUUCGCCCACCACGCCCGCUCCAAAUCCUAAUAUUCUGUCACUGCUCAGAGACAAUCCUCGACCACUUUCUACUUUCUCCACUGCCUCCUCUGAACUCAGUCCCUUAGUUUCGUGUCCGGUGUCACCGACAACCUCACUCCGGAGUCCCCUAUGUUCCCUUACCAACAAGAACUACGGUGGCCUGAAAGGAGGUUUUGCCUCCCUACGACAAGAUAUAGAUCAGCUUCUGUUGGUGUUGGAGAGGGCUUUACCCGAACAGAUGCAGACAAACAUCCUGUCAAAGCAGGAUGGCGCAGGGCCCGACCCCAAUCACAAUGGGAGUGAAGGCACCGCGAUGCAAACAGGUUGUACGGGGUGCAGUCCCGCCAGCAUGACAGAGGCCGAGAGGAAUCUCCUGCAAGCUGAAGCGCGACGAUUGGCGUCCGGGUGUCAGCGGGCCACACGUGUAGGCUGGGCUCCCGACGAAGCCCUCCGGUCUUUAUCGAAUAGUUUCGGUGCGUUGGUUCAGCUAUCGGCAGCGUGCAUGCGUACCAGUCCGUGCGCCGACUGCGACAGCUGCCAUAAUGCAAGCUUGGACGACGACAGCCACGAGCCUAUGGACAAGUUGAAAGAGAUUGUGGCUCUGUACCGAGAAUUUGUUGGGGCCGUGGAGACAGCCGGCACUGGUGGCAAGAGCGUCGGCCUUAAUGGGUCGGGACAGAGCCAGGGAGAAGGCGAUGGCGUCAGGCUGCUUGCCAAACGCUGCACGGUACUCAUCUCAUCUGUGUUUGCGCUCACACAGCUCUUCCGGACACCCACGUCAGUCUCCUCUGAUACUGCUAGCGGUGUGCCGCUCAACUUUUAACCUUCUGACCCACCAGACUGUUAACACUGAAAUUCAAAGUACGAGAGGUGUAGACCCUGUCUUCUUGUACAGUAAGUGCCAUGCACAUGCACACCACACAUAUCUACAUGAAAAGACAAAGCCCACAAAACCCCAAAUAUUGAGAGGGAACUUUGCCUGGCCUCUUUGUGGAUGCGUAUGGACUAUGCAUUUGUACAUAUGAGUUUUAUAACUCUGAUAUUUCUCUUAUUUUAUUACAACCUGUGUAUGUACGUACGUGAGAAUGAAUUGCCCAUUAAUGUAUUUAUGUAUUUAUUUUUUACAGUAUUUGCACCAUGGUCUGUGUUGUUCAGGUCUCUGGUGGUUAAAAAUAUGAAACUAUGGAUGUCACUGGAUUUCUGUUUACUGUAUAUUUAAAACAGUAUUAGACCAACUUUGAUUCAUUCACUCCUCAAGGUGUAAUCUGUAAAUUGUCCCUUUUUUUAAUGACCAUAACACACAGCGGUCCGUUUUACUAAGAGUGAUCACAAAUGCACAAAAAUCCACCAAUUUGUUUUCAUAUGUGCAACUUUGCACCUUUUUGGAGAUUUGGUUUUUCCCAACAUAACGGUGACAAAUCAUUUGGAUUAGACCGUACCAUUACACAUCAGGGAAAGUACUUGUGACUGUUACAGAUUGCACCUUUUUCUAAGACACAUAACCUCGUGUUAGGUGUUUUUCUACACUUUCCUCUGUCCUGACUGAGCAUCUUUGAAGCACUCCCGUCAUUCAAACAUUAUGCAGUAUUAUAAUGUAGUUUUCAUCCAAAGGACAGCAUAUACAUAUAUAAAGACAGACGGCAUAUAUUUUCUGGAAAUGUGAGAAUAAGGACCAUGGCGCAAAACAAGGGAACAUAUUUACUGUAUGUUGAAAUAUUUUGGCAAGUCAGAAAAGUGACUGUUGACGCUGUUUUGAUGUAGCAAUGAUCCAAAGUCUUAAAACACGUAUCCACAACUGUCUCCCCGAUGCUUUCCUUUUUGGGUACACAAGUGACAAAUGCUGUACAACAAGGUCCAAAAUGUACUUUCUAUAUGUCUUAUUAUUAAUCUCACUACUUUAGUUUAUGGCUAUGCAAACUCCUCAUCUCUCUGUAUUCCUUUUGUCUUGUUGUGCCAACAUUGAAAACAACCACUACAUUAUGUUGGUCUGAAAAAAAUGGGUGAUUUUUUUUUGGCCUGUGUCUCAGUUCUGGAAAACGUACUGCAUAUUUACCCGCAACCUUCGGCAAAGUUGCAUGGCAUUCGAAUUUGUCAAUACGAAGACUUUAUGCUGAUAUCUAAGUUGUCAGUGUUAACUUAAUCUGCUUGUUUCCACCAGAUGGGAAAAGAGAGAACAGCGUCUGCUUGUUUAUGUUUAUACAAAUGGGGAAAAGCAAGACUAAAAUUGGUGAAGAUGUAAUCUUACCAGUAAGGUGACAGUUCAUGUUUUAAAAGCCAGCAACCUUUGAGAGAAGUCUCCGAUUGCGUGCCAACAUCUGGACGUACAAUUUAUAACAUGCUGUUGUUGCAUCGAACAGGCUCAAGCAUAAAACCAGUGCCUGUGUCACCUCAUUGUUUGUUCUCUUUCUGGGUCAAAGUUGUACAUUUCAUCCGCAGUCAUGUUUCUGUAGCCACAAUUAUGCAGAUGUACCAAGAAAUAUGUUUGGGAAUAAAUGAUACGUUGACCUUUCA
Syngnathus acus (greater pipefish) is the source of this 7412-nucleotide messenger RNA. It is a transcript of the gene frmpd1b, whose product is annotated as FERM and PDZ domain containing 1b. Gene Ontology annotation, cellular component: cytoskeleton. Gene Ontology annotation, molecular function: protein binding. Bases 706 to 5724 code for a protein of 1672 amino acids. The record is from RefSeq and is a predicted model, not a curated record. NCBI's taxonomy places the organism in Eukaryota, Metazoa, Chordata, Actinopteri, Syngnathiformes, Syngnathidae. The transcript has 17 exons.